This is a messenger RNA of Scatophagus argus, 5305 nucleotides long. RefSeq names its product SEC24 homolog A, COPII coat complex component (gene sec24a). Bases 368 to 3829 code for a protein of 1153 amino acids. Lineage: Eukaryota; Metazoa; Chordata; Actinopteri; Scatophagidae. The record is from RefSeq and is a predicted model, not a curated record. The transcript is spliced from 24 exons. Gene Ontology annotation, cellular component: endoplasmic reticulum exit site; COPII vesicle coat. Gene Ontology annotation, molecular function: zinc ion binding; SNARE binding. Gene Ontology annotation, biological process: COPII-coated vesicle cargo loading; intracellular protein transport; endoplasmic reticulum to Golgi vesicle-mediated transport.
ACGUGUACACACUGCGCAUGCUCGACGAUUUUUACGUCGUUCCUGCUGGGUGAUCCCAACUUCCGACGAAAGAGGAGAAGUGUUCACACGAUUACUCUGACAAGGCCUGUCGUUACUCACCCGUAGGUAGUUGGACGGGGUGUCGAUAAUAGCCAUGGCUAUGUGAUUGCCAACAAGUCAACUAAUUAACUUUUUAAGAUAUAAAUACACGACGCUGUAGACGCUACUUUGAGUAAACGCCACAUCACCAGAGCAACGGAUUUAAUCAAACGUUACCCGCGACUGCCAGCUAGUUAGCUAGCUAAAGACGCAGCUAGCUAUUCGCCAACUAAGCACCUCUAAAUUAGAUCCUUGUGUCUAUUUCAAGAUGUCAACUGCGGGGUUCAACUCUCAGAAUGGGACAGGGACGGGACAGGCUUACGCGAAUGGUCCAUCACAGAAUCCAGUUGGCUUGCAACAGCUGCCAGGACUCGGCUAUGGCAUGAGUCACCAACCAACCUACAGCCCAGUGCAGGCCAAAGCUCCUGCACCGCCUGGCCCAGGACUCUAUCCCACUGGGCCAUACCAACCUGUCCCCCCAGUCAGUUCCUACCAGCCUGGCCCACCACCCACUUCCUACCCAGCUCCCCUAGGCCAGUCGCUGUUGACCAGGCCUGCAAUGGGAGUUCCUUCAUCCCAUACACCUCCUCAGUCUGCCAGCCCUGGUCCUGGUCCUAGGCUGCUCCCUGCACAAGCUACACCACCCCCUACUGCUGUGCACUACCCAAACCCACAGCAACCGCAGCCCAUGGCUCCAGCCUGGCAAUAUAACGCAGCUCCCCCACCAAUGGGACUACCCACAUCCACAUCCAUGAGCACACCUCCUCAUGGCCCUGUUGGUAAUCAUGUGACCCCAUCUGCAAGCUCGACAGCACCGCUGCCACCAUCAUCGGCAGCUUACAGCUCUGCACCACCAGCCCAUGUGACCCAUGGUCCCACCCAGCCCCCAGGCCCAAGGAUGCCCCCUGCCUCUGCACAUGGAUUGACGCUGCAAGGCACUGCACCUCCGCCAGUGAAUCACAUGGCCCCUCACACAUACCAACCAAGCAGAGCUCCCUAUGCCUCCCCACCUACAGGUCCACCACUAACCAUGAAACCCACACCACCCCCCACUGGACCCCCAAUGGCCAGUGCCACACCUCCACCCCCCAAGGCCGAUGCUCAGUGUGGGGGGGUUGUUAACAGCACUCAGUCCCCCACUGAACCCAACUGCCAAGAGGGGGAUAUUGAAUGUCCAGGAACUGUGGCUGGCAAUGGCCCACAAGCACCAAACAGCUACAAUCAUGUUGACAACAAAAUGGCUGGCCUGCCCCAGCCUGGACCACCAGGUCGGCACUUGGGCCAUUACCCCUCCCUCCCCCCUGGGUACCAGAACACCUCGACCCCACACAAUGCCGCCUCCCCCAUGCAUCCCGCGAUUCAGGCGGCCACGCAGCCUUACACUCAAGCACCUCAGCCAUACCAGCAGCAACCUGGUGGCCCAGGGCCAGCCCAGCUGAGUCCAUCACUGGCAGCCAUGAGCCUCCAGUCCAGCACCCCAGAGGCCCUGAGAGUGGUCAACCUGCUGCAGGAGAGGAACCUGCUUCCGCCAAGCCCGAUCCCUGCCCCAACACCCUGCCUCCCACAGGACCUGCAGAAGAUCAACUGCAACCCAGAGGUUUUCCGAAGUACGCUAACCAGCAUCCCUCAGAACCAGUCUCUGCUGAAUAAGGCCAAAAUGCCCCUGGGCCUACUGCUCCACCCCUUCAAAGACCUCUCGCAGCUUCCUGUGGUGACAUCCAGCACCAUCGUCAGGUGUCGGUCCUGCAGAACCUACAUCAACCCCUUUGUCUCUUUCUUGGACCAGAGGAGGUGGAAGUGCAACCUGUGCUAUCGGGUCAAUGAUGUUCCAGAGGAGUUCAUGUACAACCCAGUCAGCAGAUCGUAUGGAGAGCCACACAAGAGACCGGAAGUACAGAACGCUACCAUUGAAUUCAUUGCACCUUCAGAAUACAUGCUGAGGCCACCACAGCCUGCUGUUUACCUCUUUGUUCUCGACGUGUCCCAUAAUGCAGUGGAGACGGGCUACCUGCAUGUGUUCUGCCAAUCACUGCUGGACAACAUCAAUUCGCUUCCAGGGGACUCGCGGACAAAGGUGGGCUUCAUCACCUUCGACAGCACCAUCCACUUCUACAACCUCCAGGAGGGACUUUCCCAACCCCAGAUGCUCAUCGUGUCUGACAUCGAAGAUAUCUUUUUACCAACACCAGACAGCCUUCUAGUAAACCUCAAUGAAUGCAAAGAGCUUGUGCAGGACCUGCUGAAGAGCCUGCCAAAUUUAUUUGAAAAGACCAUGGAGACCCAGUCUGCCCUGGGUUCAGCUCUGCAAGCAGCCUUCAAGCUCCUGUCGCCCACCGGAGGGCGGAUGACUGUCUUUCAGACCCAGCUGCCUAACCUCGGCGUGGGGGCCCUCCAGUCCAGAGAAGACCCCAACCAAAGGGCAUCUGCCAAGGAUGUCCAGCACUUAUCCCCAGCAACAGACUUCUACAAGAAGCUGGCUCUGGACUGCUCCGGCCAGCAGGUGGCGGUUGACCUGUUCCUGCUCAGCGCUCAGUACUGCGACCUAGCAUCGCUCGGCUGCAUAUCCAGAUACUCUGCAGGGAGCGUUUACUACUACCCCUCCUACCACCACCAGCACAACCCCGCUCAGGUUGAGUGCUUCCAGAAGGAUCUGAAGAGAUACUUAACCAGGAAGAUUGGCUUCGAGGCAGUCAUGAGGAUACGCUGCACCAAAGGUCUGUCCAUCCACACGUUCCACGGAAACUUCUUUGUGCGCUCCACAGAUCUGUUGUCCCUUCCCAACGUGAACCCAGACGCAGGCUUUGCGGUUCAGAUGUCCAUUGAGGAAAACCUGGACGACAUGCAGGUCGUCUCUUUCCAGGCUGCGCUGCUUUACACGUCCAGCAAAGGAGAGAGGAGGAUCCGUGUCCACACCUUGUGUCUCCCUGUGGUCAAUUCUCUGUCAGACGUCUUUGCUGGAGCUGAUGUUCAGGCCAUCACUGGACUGUUGGCUUGCAUGGCUGUGGACCGCUCGGUGACAGCCAGCCUGAGUGACGCCAGGGAUGCGCUGACCAACGCUGCCAUCGACUCUCUGACUUCGUACCGGCAGUCUGUGUUGACCAUCCAGCAGCCCGGCCUGCUGUCCCCAGCCUGCCUCAGACUCUUUCCCCUCUUCAUCCUUGCCCUGCUCAAACAGAAAUCCUUCAGGACAGGCACCAGCACCAGGCUGGAUGACCGGGUGUUUUCCAUGUGCCAGCUGAAGUACCAGCCGCUGGCCUACACCAUGCUGAUGAUCCACCCUGAUCUGUACCGUGUCGACGAUCUCACCGAUGAGGGAGCUUUGAACAUCAACGAGCGGACCAUCCCUCAGCCCAGACUGCUGCAGCUGUCGGUGGAGAAGCUCAGCAGAGAGGGAGCUUUCCUCAUGGACGCUGGAACAGUGAUGUAUUUGUGGAUUGGACGGAACUGCAACCCCAACUUCCUCACACAAGUCCUGGGAGUUCCCAGCUAUGCUACUGUGCCUGAGAACCUGUAUCUGCUACCAGAGCUGGACACUGCCGAGUCACAGAGAACCAGAGCUUUCAUUGGCUGGCUGAGGGAUCAGAGGCCGUUCUUCCCCGCCCUGCACGUCAUCAGGGACGAGAGCCAGCGGAAAGCCAGCUUUAUGCAGAACAUGAUCGAGGACCGAACGGAGUCGGCCCUGUCGUACUACGAGUUCCUGCUUCACCUUCAACAGCAAAUCUCCAAAUAAACUUCAGUGGGACUGUGGAGACGAGGGAGGACUGAAGUGAGGACUUGCAUUGGUUUGUGUGUGUGUGUGUGCGUGUGUGUGUGUGAAAGCAGUGGGAAGCAGACUGAAGGAAUCUCCAGCUGUGGUGCACCAUCUGAGGGAAAAGCUCCUGAGCUCAACUGAUAUGAAGCAUCACUCAAAUCAAGUUGCGUGAUGGACAAUGCGAGUACGGAGAGCGACAGAGAAACAAUUCAGAUGCUUAUUUGGCACUUUUUUCUUUACCCAGCUGAACCAACGCGUUUGGGGGAAAAAGGCAAGAAAUCCAUGAUGAUGAUGAUGAUGAUGAUGAUGAUGAUGGCGGUGAUGAUUACGUAUGUCAGUGAUUGAAUGAAUCAGUGUUUAUUCUCAUAGAACAGUUCUAUCUUACUGAAGUAUCAUUCAGAUACAGUCCAUGCAGAUGGAUGUGUGAAAUGUUUUCUGUUCAAAAAGCACAGUUGUCCUCACUAAAACAAGUCAAACUUAUGUAUGUAUGUAUGCUAAAGACUAGGUUUAUCAUGUUUAAUAUGUUUGCGCUCAAAGACUGUUAUUGGGUGUUACCUUGGGUGUUUGUAUGCAGAACAACUGAGCUCUAACAACACUCUUAAUAUCGUACCCCGAAGGACAGAACAUGUGCUUUUUAUUUCUCAGUCAUUAUAAUUGUGUGUCGAACAAAUCCAUUGACUCUGGCGUUAAAAGACGGAAACGUUAAAGGUGUUUGAUGGCGGGUCGACCCUCGUCGUCGCCGCUGCCUUGAAUGUGUGGACUCAGCAGUGGAAAGUUGUUUCCUUUGGUCUGAUCUGUCCUUCAGAAUCUCUCUGUCAUUUUUUUUCUGUCUCUGGACAUUCAGAACACCUCUGACAACAUCGCUGUUCUGUUUGUUUAUUUCUUUUUUUUUUUUUUCUUCCUGAUAAUCUAAUAAUUUAUGAGACUCCCAAUCUGAUUAAAUUCUAUAAUUGCCUUGUAUGGGAACUCACUUUUUAUUAUUAAACCUCUGUUCAAAUACAGACUCUAUCUAUGAAAUAUUUUAAUAUAAUAGGAUAUGGGAAAUUCUUUAACACAGACAUAACAAAGCCAUUGUGAUCUUUUAAUCAUACUUAUUGAUACUUGUAUAUUGAAAAGACUGCAUUAUAUAAAGAAGAAAUGCUGAUGAUUUUAGUAUAAACAUUAAGCUGAAAUGACGCUAAGAGAAUAAAAUGUUUGGGACUUUUUAAAUGUAGUUUUGUGUUUUGCUGGGUGAACAAUGUUUAUUCAGAGCAAGUGAAGACUACAAAACAGAACAUGGACCAAGAAUAGUCAGUUUUUCUCUCAACUGAGUGUGAAUUUUUUUCAUUUGAUCUGAUUUCAUACACUUUGUAAUCUAUGUAUUAUAUAAGCAAAAAAAUGUAUUUAGGAACAGACAAUUAUGUUUUGGUCUUCAUGCACAAAUUUGUCUUUCAUAAAAAAGAAAACUGCUGAAAA